AUCCUGCCUCACCCCACCUCGGGACACAGGUGGGACCCCCUUCCAGUCCUGAACCCCAGGCGCGGGGCCACCCAGGACUGCGCAACAGGGCGCAGAAGGUUGGGUGACCCGGCGGCCGAGUGGGGCGGCACCUGAGGAGAGCCACGCAACUUCUCCCGGCCUCCUGCCACUUUGGAAACUGCCUGGGACUACGACAUCAACCCCUUAAGCUCCGGAGCCCGAGCCGGAGAGAGAGGGUGGGUUGGUUUGAAAGACCUAAGAGGAAAAAAAUGUGUCGAGGGGCGGGCUUAGUUUCCCACCCUCUUCCCCCUUCCCGAGCAAAUUAAAAACAAAACAAACAGAAAAGCCAGCUCGCCAGCCAACCAAAGCCCCGAGCCGAGCCCCAGCCGAAGCACUCAUUUAAAAGGAUUUGCAGUGCUGAGGGGAAAACCAGAUCGGACCGAGGAAUCUUUCUGCAAACCCAGGUCUGCAAGGUCUACAGAACUGCCAGGUCUCUGAUGACAUCAGCGUUGCCGUUUGGUGUCAGAGUUCAUUCCAUUUCACCCGUUGACAACCUUGUCCCAGCGUCUGAUAUCCAGGGCGGUGCAUCUCUCUGAAGUAAGAUGAUUUGCCAGAAAUUCUAUGCGGUCUUGGUACACUGGGAGUUUCUUUAUGUGCUAGCUGCACUUAACCUGGCACAUCCAGCCUCUCCCUGGAGAUUUAAGUUGUUCUGUGCGCCACCAAACACAACCGACAGCUCCCUUCCCUCACCUGCUGCGAUCGCCAAGGACGCCUCCGCCCUGCGUGAGGGCUCUGAAGCCGUUGUUGAAGCUAAAUUUAAUUCCACUGGUAUCUACAUUUCUGAGUUAUCCAAGACAGUUUUCCACUGUUGCUUUGGGAAUGAACAAGGGAAACACUGCUCCGUGCUCACCCACAACAGUGAAGGGAAGACGCCGGCUUCGGCGGUGAAGGCUUUAAUUUUUCGCCGGCUGGGUAUAAACUGGGACAUAGAGUGCUGGAUGAAAGGGGACUUGACGUUAUUCAUCUGUCAUAUGGAGCCAUCACUUAAGAACCCCUUCAAGAAUUAUGACUCUAAGGUCCAUGUUUUAUAUGAUCUGCCUGAAGUCAUAGAUUAUUUGUCUCUGGCCCCACUGAAAGACAAUUUUCAGACUGUCCAGUGUAACUGCAAUGUCCAGGAGUGUGAAUGCCGUGUGCCGGUACCAAGAGCCAAACUCAACUACUCUCUUCUGAUGUAUUUGGAAAUCACGUCUGCUGGUGUGAGUGUUCAGUCGCCUCUAAUGUCAGUGCAGCCCAUGCUUGUUGUGAAGCCUGAUCCACCAGUAGGUUUACGUAUGGAAAUCACAGACGACGGUAACUUAAAGAUUUCUUGGAACAGCCCAACAGCGGCACCAUUUCCACUUCAAUAUCAAGUGAAAUAUUCAGAGAAUUCAACAAUUAAAAGAGAGGCUGCUGAAAUUGUCUCAGCGGCAUCCCUGUUGGUCAACAACGUGCUUCCUGGAUCUUCCUAUGAGGUCCAGGUGAGGAGCAGGAGACUGGAUGGCUCAGGAGUCUGGAGUGACUGGAGUUCACCUCAGGUCUUUACCACACAAGACGUCAUGUACUUCCCACCCAAAAUUCUGACAAGCGUUGGGUCGAAUGCUUCCUUUCACUGCAUCUACCGAAAGGACAACCAGAUUAUCUCCUCAAAGCAGAUAGUCUGGUGGAUGAAUCUGGCUGAGAAAAUCCCUGAGAAACAGUACAGCAUUGUGAGUGACCACGUUAGCAGAGUGACUUUUUCCAACUUGAAAGCCACCAGACCACGCGGGAAGUUCACGUACGACGCGGUAUACUGCUGCAAUGAGCAAGAGUGCCAUCACCGCUAUGCCGAAUUAUACGUGAUUGAUGUCAAUAUCAAUCUAUCAUGUGAAACUGAUGGGUACUUAACUAAAAUGACUUGCAGAUGGUCAGCCAGCACAAUCCAAUCACUUGUGGGAAGCACUGUGGAGUUGAGGUAUCACAGGAGCAGCCUGUAUUGUUCGGAUAGUCCAUCUAUUCAGCCUACGUCCGAACCCAAAAACUGCACCUUGCAGAGGGAUGGCUUUUAUGAAUGUGUUUUCCAGCCGAUCUUUCUAUUGUCUGGCUAUACAAUGUGGAUCAGGAUCAAUCAUUCCCUAGGUUCACUUGAGUCUCCACCCACGUGUGUCCUUCCUGACUCUGUAGUAAAACCGUUACCUCCAUCUAGUGUGAAAGCAGAAAUUACUGUAAACAUUGGAUUACUGAAAAUAUCUUGGGAAAAGCCAGUCUUUCCAGAGAAUAACCUUCAGUUCCAGAUUCGAUAUGGCUUAAAUGGAAAAGAAAUACAAUGGAAGAUACACGAGGUAUUGGAUGUAAAAUCAAAGUCAGCCAGCCUGCCGGUGCUGGACCUCUGUGCGGUCUACGUGGCACAGGUGCGCUGCAGGCGGUCGGAUGGACUGGGGUACUGGAGCAACUGGAGCAGGCCAGCCUACACGCGCAUCAUGGAUGUGAAAGCUCCCCUGAGAGGACCUGAGGUUUGGAGACUAAUGGAUGGCGAUGUUACUAAAAAGGAGAGAAAUGUCACCUUGCUUUGGAAGCCCCUGAGGAGAAAUGACUCAAUGUGCAGCGUCAGGAGGUAUGUGGUGCAGCACCGCACCGCCCACAACGGGACGUGGUCAGAAGACGCAGGCAAUCAGACCAACCUCACUUUCCUGUGGGCAGAGCAGGCGCACGCUGUUACGGUUCUGGCCAUCAAUUCCAUCGGUGCCUCCCUUGCAAACUUUAACCUGACAUUCUCACGGCCCAUGAGUAAAGUGAGUGCUGUGCAGUCACUCAGUGCUUACCCCCUGAGCAGCAGCUGUGUGGUCCUGUCCUGGACACUAUCACCUGGUGAUUACAACCUACUGUACCUGAUUAUUGAAUGGAAGAAUCUUAAUGAAGAUGAUGGAAUGAAAUGGCUUAGAAUCCCUUCGAACGUUAAGAAGUAUUAUAUCCAUGAUAAUUUCAUUCCCAUUGAGAAGUAUCAGUUUACUCUUUACCCUGUAUUUAUGGAAGGAAUUGGAAAACCAAAGAUAAUUAAUGGUUUCACCGAAGAUGAUGUUGAGAAGCAGAAGAAUGACGCGGGGCUGUAUGUGAUUGUGCCCAUAAUUAUUUCCUGUUGUGUCCUGCUGCUUGGAACACUGUUAAUCUCACACCAGAGAAUGAAAAAAUUGUUUUGGGAAGAUGUUCCAAACCCCAAGAAUUGUUCCUGGGCACAAGGACUUAAUUUCCAAAAGGUACCCACAGAUGCCUGAAGAAGGCAUAAGAUGCCCCAGAGCUGGAAUUGACAGUUGUGAGCUGCCUGACAAAGGUUCUGGGAAAUGAACUCAGGUCCUCUGGGAGAGGAAGCACUGUUAGCUGCUGAUUCAUCUCUCCAGUCCCAAAAAUGUAGAAAAGCAAAAAAAAAAAAAAAAAAAAAAAAAAAAAUUCCUUUUUACCAUUGCAAAUACUAUACUUUCUCAUUUUCAGUAUUUGUCAUCAUGGGCAUAACAAAGAUACCUAUUAAGAAUAAAUUAAUAUGCAAGGUGGUGGUGGCACAUGCCUUUAAUCCCAGUACUCAGGAGGCAAAGGCAGGUGGAUAUCUGUGAGUUUGAGUUUGGGGCCAGCUAGGUCUACAUAGUGAGUUCCACCAGGGCUACACAGAGAAACCCUGUCUCAAAAUAAACAAAAAGAAAGAAAGAAACAGUGACAAGACAGGCUGAAAGCUUAGCAGCUUGCUCUGACCACAUACCUAACAAGACCUUAUAAAAACUUGGAUUCAAACCCAGGUUCCUUUGACGAAGUGAUAGCCUUGCCAUGAAUAUUAAUGUUGUGUCCCCUAAUGUGGUUAAUAUUCACUAAAUCACACACUCAAAGAUAGAUGAGAUGAUCAAUUAAUUGUAUGUUACAUAUAUUUUUACACAAUUAAAAACUGUAGGUAAAGAUCUGACUAGGCAUUUUAUAUUUCUAAAGACCAUAUAUGUGAAAGACAAAAUUGCCUUUGUAUUUACAAGUGAACACGUGAUUAGCAUCUUUAAAUAUCAUGGAAAUGCGAAACCAUGGGGCACACUCCACAGAUUAUGGGAUGUCCAUCAUAGAAAGGAUGGAAACACUAGACAGCAGAGACACUGAGGCUUUCAGACUGCUUGCUAGGAUGUAAGAGAGUCUGGCAGUUUUUCUCAGCUUAAAUCAGGACCCAGCAAUCUACCCUAACAUUACUUCCAAAAGAAUGAUGCAACUUACAUAUGAAUAUUUACUCAUGAAUAUUCAUAAAAGAAUUAUCAAUAAUAGCCAGAACUUGAAAAAAUCAAAAUGGCCUCCAAAUGAUAAAUGAAUGACAAAAUAUGGUAUAUCCAAUCCAAAACCCAAAAACCAAAAAAACCAACAAAGGAAUAGAUAGGCAAAUAUACUUCCUAGGACACACUGUAAAGCAAACAGCCAAUGGGAACCCAUUAAAUUUUUUUUUCAAAUUCAGUAAUUUUAAAGUAUAUUUUUAAUAUUUAAAUAGUGUAUAUUUUAAUACAAAAUUUUCCUUUGAUCUGUUCUUCGAAUCCUGAUGUGAAGGAACAGUGCUGUUUACAAAUGUGCUGUGUACCUGUAAGUCCUAGGCAUCUAAUCUCAUCUCUAAAAUUUCCCUAAAAUUAAUUCCCUCCAGUUUUUGAACACUUUGCUUUCCUUCGGUUUAUAAUAUGUCAAAAGCUGAACUGUCUUAAUCACUAUUUUCUUGCCGUGAAGAGACACCAUGGCCAAGGCAACUCUUAUGAAAGAAAGUAUUCAAUGAGGGGCUUGCAUACAGUUUCAUCAUGGUGGCUAAUGUGGCAGGCAGCCAUGGUGCUGGAGAGGUAGCUGAGAGCUUUACAUUCUGAGCCACAGGUAACAGUCAGGAAGAGACUGGUGUGGGCUUUUGCAAUCUUGGAGCUCACCUCCAAUGACACACCUCCUCUCACAGUGUCACACUUACCUCCUGAUCCUUCUAAUCCUUCUCAAGCCAUUCAUCAGCUGAGAACUAAGUAUGCAAAUAUAUGAGCCUGUGGAGGCAAUUUUCAUUCAAACCACCACAUUCUGCUCCCCGGCCCCCCAUAAGCUUGUUGCUGUAUCAUGAUGCAAAAUGCAUUCAGUCCAGCUUCAAACGUCUUCGUAGUCUCCACAUUCCAAAGUCGUAAGUCACUGUAACCCUCUGUAACAUCAUAAUAAAAAAAAAAGUAGAUCAUUUAUUUCCAACAUACAAUGACACAGACUAUGUAUUACCAUUUCAAAAGGGAAGAACAGAGGCAUAGUGAGGAAAUAUUUCAGGACUGAAACCCAGCAGAACAAACACCAAAUUCUGCAUCUCCGUGUCUGAUGUCAAAGGGCUCUUCAGAUUGCCAAGUCCCUUUAGCUUCAUUGACUGCAACACCUCUCUCUUGGGCUGGUCCCAAGCCAUGUCUUCAGCUCUUCUUGGCAGGUAUCCAAUGACUCUAGCACUUCCUACAGCUUGAGGUCUCCAACACAAUCCAGGCUUCACCUUCACAGCUUCACACGAUGGUGCCUCCGGGCCUCCAUGCAGGGGACUGACUACCCUGUCAAAUGCCUGGUCUAGGUGCUUUUCCUUCAUCUUGGAUUUUAUAACUUUUUUUUUUUUUUAAAUCCUUUACUCUAAAGCUGAAGCUGCCAAGUUCUUCUGCUUGCUGGGGCUGCCACUUGGGCAGCUUUCAGUUGUCAAUGGAUUCCUUUUCUCCUUAAGCUUUCCUUUAAUUCCUUUUCGUAAAUUGGAAAUUUAGCUGAUCUUUCCCUGAGGUUACUACUCCCUUUAUUCUAUUUAGCACCAAACUAAAUAGAAUAGUUUCUUAAACCUUUUUCUCUCCUUGAGCUCAGGACUCUAACAUCGCCUCUCUUGCUUGCUCUUUUUCUCCUCAAACUGCAUAUUUUGUAUUCCUCCUUGCCUCACUUGCUCGAUUUUUAUUGUAGAUCAGUGUAAGGGUGAUCACUAAUAGCCAGGCAACACUAGGCUGUCCUGAAAUCUUCUCUGCCAAUGCCAUUAAUCUAAAACUUUUCAGUUUUAGCCCCCAGAUCAGAUUUGUAGGACAAGGGCAGAAAGUAGCCUCAUUCAUCGCCAAAAUUCUACAAGACACUGACAGACCUCUUCCAACAAGGUUACACCUCGUUCAACAAGGCAAUAUCUCCUGAUCCUUCUAAUCCUUCUCAAACAGUUCAUUCAACCUGGGACUAAGCAUGCAAAUAUAUGAGACUAUGAGGCCCAUCUUCAUUCAACCAUAUAUACUAAACUAUACAAUUUAAAGGUACAAAAGCCAAGUGUUAUAACUUGAUCAUUACAUUUCUUGCUGGCUCCAGUGUCAAAGAAGAAAUUUUAAAAAUGAGAAGCCUUCCAUUUGAUCAAUUAAAUCUAUUUCAAUUGGCCUAAUUUUCUCCUUUUAGGGUUUCUCCUUUUGUUCCUAAACUUUCUACCUAUCUACCUCCCUACUUUCUAUGGUCUGUCUGCCAUCCUAACCUUGUGUGUUUCUAUUAUAUACAUUUUCUUACCCAGUUCCUGUCUUCAUUUGGAGACUUUACUGCAGUGACCCAUGCCCAGAAACCCCCUUGUCACACCCUACCCCAUCCCUACCCUCAUCUCUAUUAGACUUCAGUAAAAAAAAAAGUUGUAGGUCAUCACUCUGCAAUGUUCAGGCACUGGCUUCUAGUCAGAGCUGUUUCCCACAUUUCUUUUCCUCCUCAUCCUUGAUUAGAUAGCCUCCUUGUGUGGCAAACCACUCUCCGUGUGUCUCUGUCUUAGGGUUUUUAAGAGCUACCAUGACUAUGACAACUCUUAUAAAGGAAAGGAUUUAAUUGGGGCUGGCUUACAGUUCAGACACUUAGUCUGUUGUCAUAGAGGGAUGCAUGGUGGCAUGCAGGCAGACAUCGUGCUAAGAGAAGUAGCUUAAGGUUCUACAUCCGGACCCUCAGGCAGCAGAAAGAGAGAGUGACACUGGGCCUAGCUUGAGCAUUUGAGAUCUCAAAGGCCACCUGUAGUGACAGACUUCCUUCAACAAGGCCAAACCUCCAACUAGUGCCACUUCCUAUGGGCCCAUGGGGGCCAUUUUCAUAUAAGCCACCAUAGUCUCCUUUUCUUUCCGUCUGUCCUGCCUGAUAGUUGAUGGAAUAUGGAUUUCUUUCCAGGCAGCCAUUCUUGCCUGACUCUCUGGAAGCUGAUGUUAUGUUUGGAUAGUCUGGUGGACACAAAACGUUUUCUGCCCUUGCUGGUUCCUUGUAGUUUUCUCUUUUGAAAAACAUUCUAGGUUUGAUGCUUGGAAAUUUGCUGAUUAGAGUAGUUUUUUCGUUUGACUUAAGAGUUUCAACCUUGUCUCCUGUCAGUAUCAAGAAAUUCCACUAUUUCCUUGAUCAUCUCUUUCCUCGUGACUUUUUCUCUUUGUCAUCUCCAUAUUUGUCGGCUCUUGCACCCUCUUUCAUAGCUGUUUUUUUGUUUUGUUUUUUGAGACAUUAUUGAUUUCCACUUUCCAGUAGGGCUGUGGGACUGUUACAAAGCAUGGCUUUAUCUUCACUGCUGAGUGAAGGGUCAGAGCCUUCUGUUCUGGUUUCAUGUCUUGGUCUUGGAGAGGUGGCAAUUUUAGAACUUUUGCUUUAAAAUUCUCUUCUAUUCCAUGAAAUCUGUUUCUGUGAAGCUGUGGCUUGGCUUUUAUUACCUCAGAAUCUCCCCCAAAUGUCUUGCAGUCCUUUGCUUUCCACUAAUGUGGGAUGAGGCGGAAGGGUGGGUGAUUUAGUGCUACCCUGUGUGUAUACUUUUCAUUCCAGACACCCGUACUCUGAGAUAGCAGUACUACACUGCUAAGCUCUUCCUCCUUCCAGUGGCUUUAAGGACAAACCCUUGCUUUGGACACAUAGACUAACUCUUAUGCAAAGGCCUUUUACCUGCUAUUUCUACACUCAUUAUCCCUUCCAUGUUCAUCGGGGCUGAGUAGCUUUCUCUGCAGUUGCUGAGAUGGAGCAUGGUCUGGUCUUCAAGCUCCCUUUGCUCAUUUUCUCUUACUUGUAUUCCUCUAAUUGUUCACCCCAGUUAAGAGUUGAAUUUGAGUCGUUCAUUGCAUACUUUCUUUCCCAGGUCAUGUGCACUUGAUUUAUUCUCAUUCUGGCAUCCUAACAGUUUCCAGGGAUGAGAGCAGCAAGUAUAUCCAUUCUACCCUCUGAAAUCAGAAUCCUCUGUGGCCUUCCUCUGUGUGCCCAAGAAUCAGAUUCCUAGAGACUGAACCCUUGAUGCUGGAAAAUGUGUUUCAGCAUAAAUUCAAAACACUAGUUUUUUUGUAAUUCCAAUUUCAUAGUAUAAAAAGCUUCAAUCUUCCUCAAUUUAUUUUGCAUUUUUGCUUAUUAUUUUUCAGCUAAAUCCAAAAAUAGUUUACAUCUGUUUUAUUUCAACUUUAAUUUGUUUCAUGCUAUCCCAUUUUUUAAAAAAAUUAUAAACUUUCUCAUUAAAAAAUUUUGCAAUAAACAAAACCACCACAUACCAAAAUGAACCAGACCAUAAAUUUAUACAAUUAAGUGAACUCUAUGCAGUUAGAAUUGGCAAUUGAAAUGAAAGCUAUAAAGCUUCACAAUAAAUUAUUUGUUUUACAGUAUUCUAAGUGUUCCUUUCUCUCCUUUCUCUCAUCUCUCUUCCUAUCUCUCUUCCUUUUUCUCCAUUCUGCUCUUCCCCCACCCCCAAGCCCCACUCUCUUCACCCCCAACCCUCUUCUUUUGUGCACAUUCAUUUCCAUUUUGCAACAUCAAACUAAACAACUCACUUUAUGAAGGCUAAGUCUAAAACUAAGAGCCAUGGGGAACUUUUUUCUGAGACCUAAAGGGUUCCUAGACGUUUGACAUGCUGUAGGGCUCUAGGCAGGCAGCCUAACCACUGUAGACCUGGCUCAGAAGCCUCUAGAAACAGCUAGAGUCUCCUUGGAAAUGUGUGGAAGAACAGGCUAAUUUUUGGAGUCAGAGUUUUAUUUAGAGACAGCCAAUCUCUGUCAUCCAUAGCUCUGGCAUAACCUUGUGCGGCUCACUCUCUUUUAUUUUCUUUUUCUUCAUAGUCUCAGGUAAUAAGAGCCAGGAGAGACUAUGACCUAAUCAGGUUAGGUCGACCUCAGUGUUCAGGCAGAGGGUAACGAAGGUCACUUUUCUUUCUGCUCAUGUUCAGAAGUGUUUUUAUCUUUCACUGUAUUGUAAAAAGAACUAAGCCAGUGUCUUCACUUUGCUCUAGUUAUCUGUAUAAUCUUAACCUAAUAGUCUUGCAGGCUUCAUUCAACCCAUGGCCCAAGGAAAGGAAGAGACUUGAAUCAGAAGAUUUCUUAAAAAAUGGAUUUUAAAAAAGUUUAUGAUAAGAACAGAAUCUCUGUGAUUACACUCUUGACUAUCACAUUACUUUAAUUUCUCAAAAAUCAGCAUCCAAACUGGUCAGUGGUGGUGCAUGCUUUUAGUCCCAGCACUUUGGAGGCAGAGACAGGUGGGUCUCUGAGUUCUAGGCCAGUCUGGUCUACAGAGUGAAUUCCAGGACAGCUAAGACUAUACAGAGAAACCCUGCCUCAAAAAACCAAUAAAAUAAUAAUAAUAAUAAUAAUAAUAAUAAUGACAGCAUCCAAGAUCAUUGUGGCAUUGUUGAAUAAUGUCUAUUUUAGUCUUUUCUCUUCUUCUCACUCAACCCUUACUGUUUCCCACCCUCAAGCUCUUCAGUAUUAUUGUUGAUUUUAUCCCCCUUUUAUUCAUUGAGCCCUUGUUGUUUUACCUAUUCUGUUAUUGCUAUUGUUAUCUUCCAUGCUGGAGUGAUCAACCUGUCGUUAGAGUGUCUAUGCCAUCCAGGAUGGGAGUGAGAAAAGUCCCUCUAGAUACUGGCCCUCCCCUAUCCUAAGGGCAUCACUGCAAUAUAACACAGGAACACAAUGCCUGCGACCACGCAAAGACAAGGGGUUGGAAAUCUUUUAUCUUUGGCUUUCUGGAAUGACCUUUUUAUUUUGGUUUCUUAUUUUUGUUCUAUUUUUAUUU
This is a messenger RNA of Meriones unguiculatus (Mongolian gerbil), 10014 nucleotides long. RefSeq names its product leptin receptor (gene Lepr). Gene Ontology annotation, biological process: cytokine-mediated signaling pathway. The record is from RefSeq and is a predicted model, not a curated record. The transcript has 20 exons. NCBI's taxonomy places the organism in Eukaryota, Metazoa, Chordata, Mammalia, Rodentia, Muridae. The coding region runs from base 603 to 3287 and encodes 894 amino acids. Gene Ontology annotation, molecular function: protein binding; cytokine receptor activity. Gene Ontology annotation, cellular component: external side of plasma membrane; membrane.